This is a messenger RNA of Heterobasidion irregulare TC 32-1, 1118 nucleotides long. RefSeq lists its product as uncharacterized. The transcript has a single exon. The record is from RefSeq and is a predicted model, not a curated record. Lineage: Eukaryota; Fungi; Basidiomycota; Agaricomycetes; Russulales; Bondarzewiaceae. The annotation marks the transcript as partial.
CGAUGCCGUAUAUGCCGACGGAGUACGGUUUCGACUUCGCCCAGCCGCCUUUCACCACCGCAGAACAGUCACCCCACGAGGAAUUGCUGCCAUGGCUGCCAAGCGCUGAGAUGGAGGAUCUCUUCUUGCUGCGGUCGAUGCCUUGCAUGCCGAUCGAGAACAACCUUGAUGCGUCCUUCGCCCCUAUCGCCGCACAGCCCUCCGACCAAGCCAAGCUGACGCCGCAGCCAUCAAGGUACCCACUAAGGAGUCAACAGCCUCGUCGGGAGUGCCACAUGAAUCCUGCAGGGCCUCAGCCCUUCCCCUUCCCUGUUGCCGCGCCCACGUUCGACACAGGACCAUAUCAGACAGAUGAUCAUCUCUCAUCAGCUGGGAUCACGUCGGGGACAUCCGGCUCGUCUUCCUCGUCAACGGUGCCAUCGACUUCCAAGCCCAAAAGGCGAAAGCAACCCCCUCGUGCUUGCGCGUCAUCCUCAUCCACGGCGCCAUCGACAGCCAAAGCAAAAAAUCAAAAACAACCACCUCGAGCAUCCGGCUCGAAGACGCCAUCGACUGCGAAGCCCAAGAAGAAUAUUCCUCCACGGAUAUUGGGCGCGUCAUCCUCCUCAUCGACGGCACCAUCGACAGCCAAGGCCAAAAAGCGAAAGCCCCCUCAGACACCGUAUGACCCGAACGGGAUCGGGUGUCAUAUCUGCAAGGGAGGAUUCACGAAGCAGUCAGAGGUAACGAAGCACCUCAAGACCAACAAGCACCGCCUGAACGUGUUCGCGUUGCUGUACCCGGAACUGGAACUGUGCGCGUCACAACUGAAGAAGAAUUUCACGUGCCCGGAGUGCGGUAAGGGGAUGGUCAGAGCGUGGGUGGUGGUUCGACACUUAGAACUGAAACAUGGGACGACUGCGAAGAAAGCGAGCGUGAAAACGGUGGAUGAUGCAGGCGUGCAGACUGCGGACGAUGUGGACGUGGAGAGAGUGGAUGAGUCAGACGCGGGGACAGGGGACGACGCAGAUGCGGAUGACGAUGAGUCGGAUUGAACAUCUAGUAGGUGGAGAAGAGAUUAAAUCAGUUGUCCCUCUCUCAGCGAGAGAAGAAUAGUCAGGAGUCUUCAUGAUGCAGUG